Molecule: messenger RNA, 824 nt
Organism: Penicilliopsis zonata CBS 506.65
Lineage: Eukaryota; Fungi; Ascomycota; Eurotiomycetes; Eurotiales; Aspergillaceae
Exons: 3
Coding region: 25-390 (121 amino acids)
Biological process (GO): translation
Cellular component (GO): mitochondrial small ribosomal subunit; ribosome
Molecular function (GO): small ribosomal subunit rRNA binding; structural constituent of ribosome
Source: RefSeq, a predicted model, not a curated record
UCGCCAUCCACAACGCUGGUCGUCAUGUUAUAUGAGCUAGUUGCUAUUGUCCGUCCGGGUAGCCUUCAGGAGGUCCGCGAAAUUGCUCGCAAUGCCGGAGCCCAUGUUCUGCGCUCUGGCGGAGUAGUCCGUGGCUACACGAACUGGGGCACCUUCCGCCUGCCCAAAACCAUGAAGAAGCAUCAGGCCAAAUACACCGAGGGCCACCACUUCAUUAUGCGCUUCGACUCGUCUGCGUCCGCACAAGCCGGCGUUCAUAGAACGCUUCAUCUAGACCCGCGGAUGAUCCGGUUCUCCAUUGUCAAGCUCGGAAACAAGCUAGAGGAGAUCAAAGAUGUGGAGGGCAAGGUGGAAUGGAACAACAACAAGAGCAUCUACGACAUGAUCUAGAUGGUUUCUGUGGGGGGGACCCUCUCGUGAGGAGUGAAGGAGAGACAGGUGAAUUGUUGCCUGCUCUGUUCUGUAUCAGAUACCUGGUCUUGUUUCUGUUUCUUUCUUUCUUUCUCUUUUUGGCUUUUCUUUCAGCAUUGUAUCAUUUAUCAUCUUACGGGACGGGAGCUGUAUUAUCGGCAUACUUAGGCGCUUAUUGAUUGAAAUCCACUCUGCAAUUUUUACUAUUUCUCAUGGGAUCUACUCUGUGAUGAGUGCGAGUGUUUUCUCGACUAUUCUUCGGAGCCCCUGUCCAAACUCUCCAAACGACUUGUUAGGAUUUGAUCUUGAACGGAAAAAUAACGUUCCCCAUACUCUUUUCUCGGUCCAAAGGUCCAUAUAUCAAACAAACGGAGGCGUCGAUGUUCAAGUAGAUUCUGUCGCGUUGGCCUAAC